Messenger RNA from Alternaria atra, 567 nucleotides. RefSeq lists its product as uncharacterized. The record is from RefSeq and is a predicted model, not a curated record. NCBI's taxonomy places the organism in Eukaryota, Fungi, Ascomycota, Dothideomycetes, Pleosporales, Pleosporaceae. The coding region runs from base 1 to 567 and encodes 188 amino acids. The transcript is spliced from 2 exons.
AUGGCCUCUAGAAAGCGCUCAGGAUCGUCUCCUCCUACCGAAGCCCAGUCCGCGAAGAAACAACGCGCCGACAGGGCGAAUCGAAGGGAAGCGGCUCGCGAUAUUCGCGAACAAGCUCGUCAUGAUGAGAUUACCAAGUCCAACACCGUCAACUCGCCGUUUCUUCGACUGCCAGGUGAAAUCAGGAACAUGAUUUACGCCUACAUCUUUACCGACACAUUAUACAUCUUCACAGACUUUCAUCUAAAUGGCGAAGCACAAGGGAGCGAUAUCGACUUAUACAAAUUGUUCGAAGAGAAUGACAUGAGUCUACUUCUGGACUCUCGUAGGGUUCAUAAGGAGACUGCUCUGCUUCCCUACAAGAUGAGUAUAUUUGCUUUCGAAUUCGAAGGGGAAUGGAGACACUGGGAGUAUGUAAGGGAGUUCUUGGAGAGUAGAUCGAGAGCACAGAUCUUGGCUAUGAGGAGACUGGAGAUCUUUUACGGCGGAGUUGGGUUGGUAGGUUUUUCACAUCGCAUGGAGACAAGCAAGUGGUGGUACAAGAGUUUGGGUUGCGUAAAGAGCUAG